AAGCAGACUUCAGAAAGUUCACAUGAGGAUCACUCAGCUGUGUUUUGGACACAUGUUUCCUUUAAUGGCAGCACUGCUCCUGCUUUUGUUGAGUGGAGUCAGAUGUGAAGAGCUCACUGCUCUAAAGCCUGAGGUCUGCGCUUCAGAAGGCUCCUCUGUCUCUCUGGGAUACUCUUAUGAGAGAAAAGCUACUGGUGGUGAUGUUUUCUUCUGGUAUCGACAAUAUCCAGGAAAACCUCCUAAAGUUUUCUUCUCCCACACUGGAAAUGGAAAUAUAUUGCCAAAUUCAAACCCUCGGUUUUCUCUAAAUAUCAGCAAAGACAGCAGACAUCUCCAUGUGCUGGUGUCGUCUGCUGCAGUGGGAGACUCUGCUGUGUACUACUGUGCUGUGAGGCCCACAGUGACAGCAAACCCACAGUCUCUGAACAAAAACCUACAGAAAAAUCGAGACACUCCAGAGUAUAUUUUACAGAGGGGCCCGCUGGGAACGAAUGCCAACUCUCCAAAGUUCAACAAAUACAAGUUUGACGCUGAGCUGAAGGGAAACUCUUCCUCUCUGAAGAUCCAGGAUGUGGAUGUGACAGACUCUGCUGUGUACUACUGUGCUCUGCAGCCCACAGUGACAGGAAACACCAAAACUCUGAACAAAAACCUCUGGAGCAAAGACAACACAAUACUGCAGUAG
Messenger RNA from Boleophthalmus pectinirostris (great blue-spotted mudskipper), 685 nucleotides. Its product is annotated as T cell receptor alpha chain MC.7.G5-like. The coding region runs from base 23 to 685 and encodes 220 amino acids. The transcript is spliced from 3 exons. Lineage: Eukaryota; Metazoa; Chordata; Actinopteri; Gobiiformes; Gobiidae. The record is from RefSeq and is a predicted model, not a curated record.